Messenger RNA from Pristis pectinata (smalltooth sawfish), 1836 nucleotides. RefSeq names its product protein PET100 homolog, mitochondrial. The transcript is spliced from 4 exons. Bases 111 to 356 code for a protein of 81 amino acids. Lineage: Eukaryota; Metazoa; Chordata; Chondrichthyes; Rhinopristiformes; Pristidae. Gene Ontology annotation, biological process: mitochondrial respiratory chain complex IV assembly. Gene Ontology annotation, cellular component: mitochondrion; mitochondrial inner membrane. The record is from RefSeq and is a predicted model, not a curated record.
UCAGACGUCGCCGUGAAUCGGGAGUGCGGCUGCCUCGCUGAGUGGCCUCGGUUCGCAGCCAAUGGCGACGGCUGUUGUUGGUCCGCUCGGUGACAUUGAGAAGACGGAAGAUGGGGGGAGUGAGGCUGGAAAUAUUCCGGAUGUUCCUUUAUCUGUCAUUUCCUGUGACAGUAUUUUGGGUCUCGAAUCAAGCAGAAUACUUUGAGGAAUAUGUGGUCAAAAGGAAGAGAGAAAUCUAUCCGCCAGAAGACAAGAUGCAUCGAAAAGAACUAGAAGACUUCAAGGAACGGAUGAGGAAAAAGCAGGAAGAGAAACUCUUGCGUCAAGCAGAAACCCAGAAGGUUCAGGAACACUAAUACAGAUUCAAUACUGCAAAAGUUGCCAGCACUAGCUAGCAUAUCUUCAAUUAAUCCAAGCUGUUGGAACUUUGCAAAAUUAUUUUUUCUGUCUUCUGGGAAACCUUAUCAGCAGUGAUUACCUUGCCAGACAUUUCUGUUUUGACCUGAUCGGUAUAAGUUAUUUUUUUACUCAAUAAAAUCACUUAAAUAUAAUUAUGAUGCAGGAGACAACUGUUUGACAGACUUCUACAUAUAAGUUGCCCAGGAUGAUCACCAUUUAUGCUUGCUUUUGACCAAAAGGUGUUUUUUUUUGGAAUUUGCAUUGAUGCAUUAACCUCAUUGGCAUGUGGCGUGGCAACUUCCUGACCUGGGAUAAUAAUAUAAAGACAUGGUUGUACUUUGCAGGGCUUUAAACUGUGUUUCUGUCAACCUAGUUUUGGUUCCUGUAUUAGUAGGUGUUGCAAUAUUUAAAGGUUCAAGUUUCCUAGUAUUCCUCCAGUUCCAAAGUGAAAGCAAAUGUUCCAUUAGCUUUAUCUUCAGGAGAGCAACAGACCCUGCCAGUGGGAGUUGUUGUCAUUUACAUAGCUGUGCCACUUUCUGAAGCAAUUUACUAUUGCAAAACAGUCACAGUUUCUAAAUACAGGUUCCUUUUUAAUGCUUCUAUUUCAAGGAUGUCUUUGAUCCAUAACAUUUGUGGCCCAUUGCACAGCACAAAUGUGUCAGAAUCCAAAAAGCCUUAUUUCCAUAAGCGAGAGCAAAGGAUCAAAGAAAUAACACCAAGCUCUUAUGUAGAAAUUUAAAAAAAAGUUGGCUCCAAAGUUCUUUUGAUAAAAGCUACUCAUUGGGCUUUGAUACCAGACUACAUUGAAUUACUUUUGACAUUUAGCUUGGGUAACAUGAUAGAGGAAAAAAAUGAUUGAAUACACAAAUGUUCAGUGGUUGAGCCGUGAGUCAGGUGAUGUCCUAAAUAUUAGAAACAUAUAGGGAACCAGGAGAGAGCACUGGUGACAGCAACUUGCAUUUGUAUAAUGCCUUUAAUAUGGUACAAUGUUCAAGGGAACGCUAUCAAAUAAGAUUUGACACUAAGCCACAUAAGGAGAUAUUAGGCCAACAAGAUAUAUUUUAAGGUGUGUCUUAAAAAGGAGCAGGGAGAGAUGAAAAAGCUUACGGAAUUCCAGAGCUUGGGGCCAAGGUAGCUGAAAGCCCAAUAUGGAGAGACAGAAAAGAUUAGGAAGCAGUCACAGAGUAAACAGUAAGAGAAGUCUUAUAAUUAAAAGUUUCUCGUGUAUCUGCAUGUGCAGAAACUCAUCGAAUAAUAUGAAAUGUGGGGAAGAAAUUUGUUAUUUCAGAACAAAUUAACAAAAGCCACUACCACAUUGAGGAGACUGAAAAGGAAAUGUUGUGGUCUGUAUAAUAACUAAUGUAUUUGGUUAAUGACUAAUUGAUCAGGGAAACGUAGAAUCAGAACUGGGAGAGCAAAAUAAAUCUUUGAGUUCAA